UCCCGCCCGGUCCCGCUGACAGCGCCCCGCUCCCGCCUCAUGGAGCCGCGCGGGCACGGCUGCCCUGGCAGCGUCCUCUUCGGCUGUGAGCUGACUGCCAGCACCAAAUCCUACACAUUUCAGGUGGAUGAGGGAGAUGACUCUGACCACAUUUUGGCCCUGUCUGUGGUCUGCCUCACAGAUGGUGCCAAGGACGAGUGCAACGUGGUAGAGGUUGUUGGGAGAAACCAUGAGAACCAAGAGAUUGCUGUGCCUGUGGCGAAUCUGAAGUUGUCAUGCCAGCCCUUGCUGAGUCUGGACAACUUCAAGCUACAGCCUCCAGUGACUUUCCGCCUGGCAGCGGGCUCUGGCCCAGUACACCUUGCUGGCUGGCACCAGAUUGUGCACAGGGAAGAUGCUUCCUUUGAGGAGGAUGAUGACUUGUCUGAGGAGGAGGAGAAGCAGCAGCUUCCUCCUAUCAUGCCAGCCAAGAAGUAGAGGAGGAAGCAGUAACUUAUCUUCAGGCAAGGUACUCAUUGGGACUUCUUUCCCUGGAUGACUUUUACCUCGGACACCUCUUGCCAGGACCUCAACGUUUGCUACUUUGUUUUUUUGUUUGUUUAGGUUUUUGGUUUUUUUUUUUUGUAACUUUUUUGGGGAGCAGAGGCUGCUCCCAGCACUGGGGUGUCUUCUUUCCCACAGCCCUGGGAGGUUGAUCCCAAAACUGAAUGGAUGCUGCUGGUAUAUCCCCCCUCCUCCAUCCCUGUGCUGGGAGUUGGGGAUGGAGGAGGUGAUUCUCGUCCUGUGCCUUUAUGCUGUCCUGGACCUUUGCUCAGUGCACCCCCUCUCCCUGCCUCUGAAAUACCCUGUCUUGGCCACUUCCCCAGCAGAUGGAAGUAAAGUCAGCAGUGGAACAGGCAGUUUUACUGAUUCUAGUGUGUUUUCUUUUCUUUACUCACAAUUUGGUGGGUUUUAUGCACUUGGAAUUGUGAAACUGGGGCCCAGGCUGUGUCCUCGACUGCAGAUAUGGUAGGGUGGGAGCUCACGGCUUAUCUGUGAUUUGAGGAAGAUUCUGGGUCAAUCUGUUUUGUAAAGAAUAGUUUUUGCACUCUGAAUAAAGGUCUUUUGGGCAUCA
This is a messenger RNA of Tyto alba (common barn owl), 1114 nucleotides long. It is a transcript of the gene NPM3, whose product is annotated as nucleophosmin/nucleoplasmin 3. The transcript is spliced from 6 exons. The coding region runs from base 40 to 477 and encodes 145 amino acids. Gene Ontology annotation, biological process: chromatin remodeling. Gene Ontology annotation, molecular function: RNA binding; chromatin binding; histone binding. Lineage: Eukaryota; Metazoa; Chordata; Aves; Strigiformes; Tytonidae. The record is from RefSeq and is a predicted model, not a curated record. Gene Ontology annotation, cellular component: cytoplasm; nucleolus; nucleoplasm.